Messenger RNA from Helicoverpa zea (corn earworm), 3951 nucleotides. RefSeq names its product protein fem-1 homolog CG6966. Gene Ontology annotation, molecular function: protein binding. Bases 211 to 2145 code for a protein of 644 amino acids. NCBI's taxonomy places the organism in Eukaryota, Metazoa, Arthropoda, Insecta, Lepidoptera, Noctuidae. The transcript is spliced from 10 exons. The record is from RefSeq and is a predicted model, not a curated record.
AUGAUGGCAGAAUUGGCAGAUCGUCGUCGCGCUGCAGCUGUUUGUUGAGCGACUGGGCUUGCGGUGUCGAAGUGUUUUGAAAUAAACUGACUGGUUGCUUUGUUUUAUCGUGAUACAGUGUAUUUUCAAUGAUUAUAUUCAGAAGAAAGUGCUGUUCCUAAAGUGAUAUUCUGGUUUUGUGAGUUUUUUUACGAAGCAAAGAGAACCAUCAUGGAUUUCAAAACAGUCGUUUUCAAUGCUGCUCGAGAUGGAAAUCUUACGCGACUGAAAGCGUACCUACACAGUUGGCGCUCUGCAGACGAGCUGAACAUGUUGGUGGGUGCGAAGGUCGGUGGCGCGACUCCACUGGUCAUUGCCUGCAGAAAUGGACAUUACGACGUAGCCGAAUACCUUAUAGAGAGGUGCAAAGCUGACAUCGAACAACCUGGUUCAGUGACAUUCGACGGCGAGACGAUAGAGGGCGCUCCGCCGCUGUGGUGCGCCGCGGCGGCCGGCCACCUCCAGCUCGUGAAGCUGCUGGUGCGAGCCGGCGCCAACGUCAACUCCACCACCAGGACUCACAGCACGCCCCUCAGAGCCGCUUGCUUUGACGGACAUUCUGAUAUCGUUAAGUUCCUAGUCGAAAAUGGCGCCGACAUAGAAAUAGCAAAUCGUCACGGGCACACGUGCCUCAUGAUCGCGUGCUAUAAGGGCCACAUUAGAAUCGCUAAGUACCUCCUGUCUUUGAACGCGGACGUCAAUAGGAAGAGCGUGAAGGGCAACACGGCCUUACACGACUGCGCGGAAAGUGGCUCUCUCAAUAUACUCAAGAUGCUGCUAGGACAUGGAGCUACUAUGGACGUUGAUUCCUACGGUAUGACACCACUCCUAGCCGCAUCAGUAACAGGCCACACACACAUAGUCGAGCACCUAAUAAAUGCGGAAUACGGGCUAGUGACGAGACAGCAACGUAUCGACGCGCUCGAACUGCUCGGGGCCACGUAUGUCGAUAAGAGACGAGAUAUGGUCGGCGCGCUCGCCCUUUGGAAACGGGCUAUGGAUGACAGAUUUCCAGCAGAUGGUAGUGAACCCAUCCCAAAGCCGAAAGACAUCCCGCGCAUAGAAGCUUACGACUACGCGGUCGAGCCGAGCAAUGCGCAGCAACUAGAAGAAAUACUCGCCGACCCUGACGGCAUGAGGAUGCAAGCGUUAGUCAUUAGAGAGAGGAUUCUUGGGCCUGCUCACCCCGACACGUCGUACUACGUGCGGUACCGCGGCGCCGUGUACGCCGACGCGGGCCGCUUCGCCCGCUGCCGCCAGCUGUGGCACCACGCGCUGGACAUGCAGCGAGCCGUGCUGCCGCCGCUGUCGCCGCUCACGCAGUCCUCGCUCUACUCCUUCGCCGAGCUCUUCUCCUACAUGCUGGCCGAGCGGGCGCGGCCGCCGCUCAGAGGUCGUAUCGUCCCCCCAGUGACGUUCGAAGACAUUGAGCCCGUAUUCAGGAAGGCGCUCUCCGAAAUAGACCGCGGCAUGGAACUCCUAGAAUCUAAGCUAAGCAUCGACCGGGAGCAGACGUUGAGCACUCUGCAACGGGUGCUGGUCAUCUCGUUACACCUCGCCGCUCUCAUGGCCCGACUCUUAGAGGAACCCGACUGUACUGAAGAAAUCUCCAGGAAGAUACAUAAGGCUGUGUACUCGCUUGUUAAGUUAGAUAUUAAGGUGCGUCAGGGUCGCGGCGCGCUGCACGUGGCGUGCUCGGCGGAGGGCGCGCGCGGGCGCGGCGCGCGCGCGUGGCUGGCGGCGCCCGGCGAGCCCGCGCCGCCCGCCGCCGGCCUGGUGCAGCUCAUGCUGCGCCUGGGCGCGCCGCCCGACGCGCGCGACGCCGACGGCAACACGCCGCUGCACCUCGUCUGCAAGCUAAACCCCUGUCCCGCGGAAGUAGUUCGCGAGCUGCUAGCGCACGGCGCACACAUCGACACGGUCAACUACGAGGGCGAGACGCCCGAGGAAAUCCUCAAAGCGACGCAGCAGAGUCUGACGGCCAUCGUCAACCCCUUGCGUUACACCACGCUCAAGUGUCUCGCCGCCCGCACCGUCAAGAACUACCGCCUGCCCUACAGACACGUCGUGCCGCAGUGUCUGCACUCCACCGUCAUCACGCACUGAACCAACCACACUACACUAUACAAACAUACAAGAACAAACCAACUCAAAACUGGGUUCUGAUUGGUCCAACAACGAACAGGUUCAUUCUAUACCCUACCAUAUUUAAUGUGUAAUGAGUCCUUGGAAUUGAUGACGUUUGACACGUCGCUGACGCAAGUCAUGGCUCUAUAGAUUUUGAGACUUGUUUGAAUCGUUCUUUUAGCAUUUUAGAUUGGAACGAUCAGUGUAUAUUUUAGGAUCUUUUUGAGGCUACAUUAUUAUUCUUUUAAUUCGUUGUAAUACCACCGGAUCGAAUACCUUUACUUAAACUGCCAUACAAAAUAGACUAAUAAGGCAAAGGUAUGAUUUCGGGUUUAUACUAAAAUUGGGAAAGUUAUAUAGAAUUCAGAUUAAAAUAUAUAAUAUAAUUAGAAUGCAGCCAGCGACGACCAUCUGCCCGCUAUUUAGUGUUAACUGUAGAGUAAAUAUUGAAAUGUCAGUUUUAGCAUAAACUUGGUGUUGCUCUGAUGUCUAUUUUGUCACAGUAUUUUAAAAUCGGUAGCUCAGCUCAAAGCAGAAUUUGUAUAAUAUAUUAUUAUGUAUUGUAUUAUUAUAUACUAGUAUAAAUUUCAUAAUUCUGUGAAUUUAUGUUUUAUACUUAGUUUUUCUUUAUAAUAACUUCUCAUAGUUUAUAUAUUAUUGUAUAAUAUUGAUUGUUUAACGAAUUAUUCUUUUAUAGUUGUUUUGUCGAUUGAUUUGAAGUAUUUUAUAUAUGUCAAAAGUGAAAAAAGUUACGUCCUUAUGAUUGGUAGUAUAAAAGUUAUAGAAAUUAAAUUUCAGUGCUGUGCCGUACGUGAUUUGAGUAGAUGUAAUUAUGUACAUUGGAAAUAAGUAAAAUUGAUGUUUAUAUGACUUAUAUAGCUAUGUGUAAAUUACCGUAUGGCGAUACGUCUGGAUACAAUGGAGCUUUAACGCUAUGUUAUGUGGCCACGUUGGUACAAUAGAUGAAUUAAAUGUCACAAAUAUAUUAAUUGUAACUGAGUGUAUAAGAGAUCAGAGCUCAAACUAAAAAGAACAUUAUCUUACUAUGAAUAUUGUUUGCGUGAUAACCUGCGUGCAUAUUAUAUUAAUAUACUUUGGUAUCGUAAAGGUAGACUUUAACACUUCGCAACGAUUAUAAAUAGAUGAAGUGGAACAAUAGUAGAUGUAAUGGCACUGUGUGUACUUACUGCUCGACAACACAAUAGAGAUGUAGAUUAAAAUAAGUAUGAUUAUUCCCGCAGUCAUAAAACGGAUACGAAUUUAGUUGUUUUCGCUGCAAUCAACGAAAUAUUGACUUCAUCUGUAUAUAAUCUUUGAUACGUCCACCAAGUGAUAUUCGCUUUUAAUUUUUGACUAUUAUCGUAAUGCUAGAGGCCCGCUGCCGCGGCUUGGACUAGAGUCAAUAGUUUGAGACUUACACCCUCUCUAGUCCUCUAUUAUAUUAGUACAUCCUGAAUUACUUUUUAUAAACAUAAAACCUUACUCCAAUUAUGUCAGUGAUAAUCGCUUGACGCAUAAUUAUAUCAAUGUAAAAACAAAUUAGACAUAAGUAGGCAUAUUAGAAAUUAAUGGAGAUACGUAUAAAUUGGUAUUGUAUAUUAGCAGAAUGGGUAACGACAAAGUAAACUAUUAGUACUGAAUUAUGAUAAAGAUGUUGAUUCAUGUUGUAACAACGGCAUCUUACGCUACUUUGUGUGUAUUUCCUCAUAGUAUAUUAUAAAUUUAGUAAUACUGCGUGAUUAUAUGCUAGUUAUUUUUGAAAUUAAUAAAACGCUUUAAAAUAUA